Molecule: messenger RNA, 1166 nt
Organism: Fimicolochytrium jonesii
Lineage: Eukaryota; Fungi; Chytridiomycota; Chytridiomycetes; Spizellomycetales; Powellomycetaceae
Exons: 3
Coding region: 194-1018 (274 amino acids)
Source: RefSeq, a predicted model, not a curated record
ACUCAGUUGACUGUGCGUGGAGUCGGGACAUUGGCAUCAACAAAACCUCGUUUUAAAAGCAAGAAAGGUCUCUGACGAUAUCUUAUCAGCACAGCCCUUCGCUCAGCUCAUUCCCAAAUAGAAGUUUACACUGGUGCCAACAGCUGGUACUGUUUCCAUACACUUCGAAUCGAACGAACAACACGCACACAAGAUGAGCCAGUAUCCUCCAAACAUGAAGGCCGGAGACUGGAUGUGCACCCAGUGCAAUUGCCACAACUUUCAAUCGCGAGCAGUUUGCUUCCGUUGCCAGGCCCCCAAGGAAGGCGGCGGCGCUAUGGGGCCGUCCUCCGGCGGCUACGGCGGCAUGCCCCACGGACCUCCCGGCGGACCCAUCAUGCGACCUGGCGACUGGAUUUGCGAGAAGCCCGGCUGCGGAUUCCAAAAUUUCGCCUCGCGACAGGAAUGCUUCCGUUGUAAAGAGUACAGACCUCAACCUGGCCCCCCAGGCACACACAGCGGAAACGGCGGCUACGGCAGCGGAAACGGCGGAUAUGGCGGUGGAAGCGGCGGGUAUGGGAGCGGCAACGGCGGCGGCUAUGGAAGCGCUCCUCCGAUGAAACCCGGUGCGGAACACCGUCCCGGCGACUGGGACUGCGAGAGCUGCCACUUCCACAACUUCCAAAGCAGAUCCGAAUGCUACAAAUGCGGUCACGGGCGGAACGGUGCGGGUGGUGGUGGUGGUGGUGGUUACAACGGCGCAGGUGGCAUGGCGCGACCCUACAGCAGCCUGAAACCUGGCGACUGGCUCUGUCCCAGCUGCCAAGCGCACAACUUCCGCAGCCGAGUAGAAUGUUUCCGCUGUCGUGCUCAGAUGCCCGCUGGUGGAGGCGACGCACACGCUCAGCCGCCUGCUCCUCCUGGUGCAUACCCUUACGCUCAGAGUGGUCAAUCGUUGUUCUCGCAAGGGCCUGAGUUUGGUGUGGGGUCGACUUACCCACCUGGUGUGGAUUACAGCAAUGGGGAGUGGCGAGCGUAAACUCGGGGGACGAUAACACACACCCGCUCAUCAGCAACGAAUGUGCUUUCCCCCCCGUUUAUGAAGUCGGUCAAAUCAAGUCAAGUAGAUUUUUUUAUAGUACUAUGUGUUGCAUAUCAUGUUCUUUCAUUUAUGGGAAGUGGGAGGG